AUGGAGUAUAUUGCUCCCGAAGAUGAAUCGCUGGCCACGGGGACACGAAUAUUGUGCUGUCAAUGUGCUGUACCUAUAGAAGCAAAUCCCUCCAACAUGUGUGUGGCUUGCUUAAGGGCUCAUAUAGAUAUUACAGAAGGCGUUCCUAAGCAGGCUACUCUCUUCUUCUGUCGCGGAUGUGAAAGAUAUCUUCAGCCACCAGCUGAAUGGGUUGUUUGUGCAUUGGAAUCUAGAGAACUUUUAGCUCUGUGCCUUAAAAGACUCAAAGGUCUUAAUAGAGUAAAAUUAGUGGAUGCUGGCUUUGCUUGGACUGAGCCACAUUCCAAACGAAUAAAGGUUAAGUUGACUGUACAAGGAGAAGUGAUGGGUGGUGCUGUAUUGCAGCAGACAUUUAUAGUAGAGUAUGUAGUACAGCAUCAAAUGUGUGAUGCUUGCCACCGCUCAGAGGCACAAGACUACUGGCGCGCCCUGGUACAGGUCAGACAAAGGGCAAACAACAGAAAAACAUUCUACUACCUUGAACAAUUGAUUUUAAAGCACAAAGCGCAUGCUAAUACACUUGGAAUAAAACCAAAACAUGAUGGUUUGGACUUUUUCUAUGCAUCAGAAAACCAUGCACGUAAAAUGGUUGAUUUUAUUCAAUCAGUGCUCCCAAUCAAAUGUCAGCACUCAAAGAAAUUGAUAUCUCAUGACAUUCACAGUAAUGUCUACAACUACAAAUUCACAUUUAGUAUUGAAAUUGUUCCAUUGUCAAAGGAUAGUGUUGUCUGUCUUCCCAAGAAAUUGACUCAUCAGUUAGGUGCAAUAUCACCUAUCUGCUUAGUGCAAAGAGUAACCAGCACAAUACAUCUUAUUGAUGCAAGUUCUGGGCAAGUGAGUGACAUAUCAUCAACUGUGUAUUGGAGACAUCCAUUUACACCAAUCUGCAAUCCUAAACAACUUGUGGAGUAUAUUGUUAUGGACAUUGAUAUUUUAAAAGAACAUGAGAAGAAAUCAUUCCCUGGCCAAGGUGUGGUGUCAAAUAAGCAUGUAGUGGCUGAUGUAUGGGUGGUGAAAGCCAGCGAGUUAGGUCUUGAUGUAAAUCCUGUACACACUAGAACGCACUUGGGCCACAUAUUGAAGCCUGGGGAUACUGUGCUAGGGUAUAACUUGGGUGAUUCCAAUGUAAACGAUGACAAUUUCGAUAAGUUAGACCGGAGUUCGAUUCCUGAUGUGUUUCUCGUGAAGAAAUACUAUGGCGAGCGGUCGGCGCGUAGGCGCGCGCGCAACUGGAAGCUCAAACAUAUGGCGGAUGAAUUACACGAGAGGAAUAGCUCUUCUAACGAUGAUUAUAAUGAGUUCCUUGAUGACUUGGAAGAAGAUCCGGCCUUCAGGCAGAAUAUAAAUAUUUUCAAGGAUGCAAACAAAAUCCCAGUGGACACGGACGAGAUUGAUCCCUCACUCCCGCGCAUCACACUUGCUGAAAUGCUCGAUGAUCUAGUCAUUGAGGACGUUGAUAUGACAGAAGUGUGA
This is a messenger RNA of Pieris macdunnoughi, 1512 nucleotides long. NCBI's taxonomy places the organism in Eukaryota, Metazoa, Arthropoda, Insecta, Lepidoptera, Pieridae. The record is from the annotation of a GenBank genome assembly.